This is a messenger RNA of Chanos chanos (milkfish), 913 nucleotides long. RefSeq names its product thioredoxin-related transmembrane protein 1 (gene tmx1). Gene Ontology annotation, cellular component: endomembrane system. The transcript is spliced from 9 exons. Lineage: Eukaryota; Metazoa; Chordata; Actinopteri; Gonorynchiformes; Chanidae. Gene Ontology annotation, molecular function: disulfide oxidoreductase activity. The record is from RefSeq and is a predicted model, not a curated record.
AUGGCGAUUCAGCAGAGGCAACGACUAGGUUUAGUCAUUUUAGCCCUUUAUCUGACGAUUCCAACCGUGUCGGGGAAGCGGGACAAUCUGAAAGUCAUCACUGACGGAAACUGGGAGGAAAUUCUAGCGGGAGAAUGGAUGAUUGAAUUUUUCGCGCCCUGGUGUCCGGCAUGCCAGCAGCUGCAGCCCGUGUGGGAUGAGUUUGCAGAUUGGGGCGAGGACAUGGGGAUCAAUGUUGCGAAAGUGGACGUCACUGAACAGCCUGGUUUAAGUGGCAGAUUCAUUAUCACGGCACUUCCGACCAUCUAUCACUGCAAAGAUGGAGUGUUCAGGCGGUACCAGGGUGCCCGCACUAAAGAUGACUUCCUCAGUUUUAUUGAUGAGAAGAAAUGGGAGAGCAUUGAGCCUGUGUCUUCUUGGUUGGGGCCGUCUUCCUUCCUAAUGAACGCAAUGUCUGCUCUCUUCAAGCUGUCUAUGUUUAUACGGCAAUGCCAUAACUACAUGACGGAACAGCUGGGUGUUCCUGUGUGGGGCUCCUAUGUCAUCUUUGCUCUUGUGACUCUGUUCUCUGGCCUGGCUCUGGGACUGGUCCUUGUGUUCAUCGCAGACUUUGUUUUCCCGUCCCGGCGAUUCACUGCUGCACCACACUACUACCAUAAGAGGCAAGCAGUGGAGCAGGCCCGACUCCUACAGCAGCUGGAGGAUGAGCACAUGGCCGACGGAGAGGAAGAGGAGGAGGACGAGGAAGAGUACGAAACAAGAGGACAAGAGGAUGAUAUGUGGAGACAGAGGAGAAGAGGAUCUUCUGAGGGAUGUACAGAAGGAUUUGGUGAGGACACGGUAAGAAAAAGGGCUGUUUAAGGCCCUCGAGAGGAAGAAGACGAGGACUCCUAGAGGCCAGGAGGGGAACUAC